CAAGUUCUUACUUGUGUUUAUUUUUGAUUUAUUUUUUUUCUUUCAAGAAAUGGCACCUAUCCACAAGAACCCAAUCCAACACUUGCUACACCCAAACCAUUCAUUAACAUUAUUUGAUUCCAACACCAAAUAUGUAUGUGAUGGUUGCAAAACCCUUGGCAUAGGUAAACGAUUUAACUGUCCUGAAUGCGAUUUCGAUUUACACGAAUAUUGUGGAACAUGUCCAAUGAAUCUUUCUUCCUUCUUACAUCCAUACCAUUCGCUCAAACUCGUUAACCGCGUGCCACAUGGCAAUCGCCAAUUGGACCGCAUUUGCAAUGUUUGUUGUGAUUCUAUUGAAGGGUUAUUUUAUAGGUGUAAGAUUUGUGAAUUUGAUGUCCACCCUCUAUGUACUCUAUUGCCUCAAACACUGCGACAUGUCUUACAUGAGGAGCAUCGUUUAAGACUUCUAAGCUCUUCAGAAUCAAGAACAUGUGUUAUUUGUAAAGGAGCAUGUAACGCUUUUUCAUGGCGUUAUAGGUGUGCACUAUGUGAGUUCGAUAUUCAUAUGGAAUGUAUGUUGGUACAAUGCAAAAAGCAAAAAACAUGGCUAGGAAUCUCCAAGUAUGUUCCACCAUCGAUAUUUCCUAAUACUUUUCAAUAUUUUGAAUAUGAAUUUUCAUAUUCGAAUCAUAAUCAUAAUCAUAAUGACAUGUCUCAUCCACAUCAAUGUACUGAUCAUGGUACAACUAGUAGAAGAAUUGGAAAUGUUAUAUUUGUAAUAGUGAAAAUAGUUACUACUGCGUUGAUUCUUGGGCUGUGAAAUAGAAGAGGAUUAGACAGGGAGUUAUAUUUGUACUGGUGAAAAUUAGAUUUACUACUACAAUUAUAUUUGUACUAGUGAAAAUAGUUACUACUACUCAUAAUUUUAUUUUCCUAUGCAAGUCUACGACAUUGGAAGUAUUUUAGUA
Molecule: messenger RNA, 950 nt
Organism: Solanum pennellii
Lineage: Eukaryota; Viridiplantae; Streptophyta; Magnoliopsida; Solanales; Solanaceae
Exons: 2
Coding region: 50-802 (250 amino acids)
Source: RefSeq, a predicted model, not a curated record